UAGGUUAAAAUGAUCUGUUAUGGCAUAAGCAAGCACUUUGAACAGAUCUGAUUUCUCUUCCGAUCUUUAAAUUAUGAUUCAAGAUAUUAUUUUCAAGCCUAAAAUAUUAGCUUCUCAAACUUUAUUUUACCAGGAUAUACAUUGAUUAAGAGCAUUAAAUGUGUGGGAAGAGAACUUCAAACUAUUGAUAUUGGCCAAAAAGAUGUCAUCUGAAAGUGAUUCAGAUGAAUUUCAUGAUGCGCUUGAUGAAACUCCAAAAUCUCCAGGAAAAUUAUUUCUUGAACUGCAAACUCAACAAAGUGUACCGUUGAGAAAGAUUUCAGCUCCUGCACUCAUCAGCUCUGAUCACAUUCAUGGGCAUGGCAUUGAGUUGCAAUCAGCAUUCAAAGUCCCCUUGCCUGUCAGUUCAGCUGGUGCUGCAGUCCUUGGCAGGAAACCAUAUCAGAAGAAAGCAGAGGUUUCAGGACCUCAUAGCAACUUGCGGGUGACAAGAGGUGGUACUGAUGAAACCAGUAAUACUAAAGAGGACACUUGCAGUAGCCUGAGUGGCUCCCUUCUUGGCAAUUUGCAAGAUGAUGAUGAUGAAGCCUCCGAGUCUCCAAAAACCCGUGCAUCAGCUGUGCGAAUGCGGCGCCGUCAGGCAGCUAUGCCUGUUCAUCAGUCAUCUGCACCACAUCUUUGUGCAACCCAUGACGACUGGUGUGAUGACACAACCAGCGGAGAUGCAUGUGAUGGGUGCAUCAUGCAGCCCUUCAGAGUUGUGGAGCCAGACUCGUCCUCUCUCUACAGUUCCAUUUCUGCUGGCAAGGUGAGCAAGAGCACAAGUGGUACAUUCCAUGAAGCCAACCAGUCUCUGCUGUCGGAUCACCACAGCCCCUGGCACGACAGUUCAAGCUUAAGCUGCUCUGCUGCAUACGUGCCUGCCACAACCUUUUCAUCUGACUAUACUCAGCUCCCCAGCUCCUCUCUACCACAGUCUUCGUCCCCCAUAUUGUCCGCCUCUCCUCCCCCACCACCUGACUCUUCUCCUCCUCCCUCGCCCACCUCCUCCGAAGCAAGUCAUCAAAAGUUUCGCCCUAUCAACGUCAAUGAGGAUCAGUCUGACUCUGGCUUAUGUACUGGCCUGGGAGCAGAACCAGAUCUAGUUGCCAGCACGAAAACACGCAGCUCCUCUUUUGACACUGGAGAUGAACACAGAACUCAUGCUGAGGAACAACCUUUAGUUGUGCCAGCACACAACCUAGAGCUCUUAAAUCUUUGUGACACCAAACAAGGCUUGUUCUGCAGUGGCCAAACAAAUAACCGUCAAUUUGUCGGUCGUACUGGCUUCUGUGGCAUCCCUUUCAGUUCGCAGUCGCUGCCAGCGUCGUCACAGGCCCCCAGACCGACCCUGCACCCGCUGUCGCUGGCAUCCCGACAGCACAAGUCGCACCCCGCGCUGCUACACAUUGCGCUUCUUGAUCCCCUUGCUCCAAAUCGAAAAUUGCCGAGCCUUGGAGGUGUUCCAUUGACUGCUGGAGAUGAAACUUCUACACCAGAUGGUUGUAUGUCUUCCGAUUCUUUUGAUGGAAAAUGUCACCUUAAAGAUCUCACUAGUAAUGCAACAGACGACCAAAGCCAACUAGAAUUAUGUGGAUCUUUGCUGGAUCAUUUGAGCAACACCACAGGCAAUAUCUCCACCAAACGUGUGGAAGAGGACGAGGACCAGCUGCUUAUGCCGCCUCCACCUCCUGUUGCACCACCUCGCAUCAAACGCAAGAAAAAGAAACUUUCUAGCAUAGAAAAAGAGCAGUUGACUGAAGCACCAAAGAUUGCUGCGAGUGUUGCUCCCCAGUCAGUCAAUGGCACUGCCCGCCCUCUGUCGUGUACUGCUGUGCCUCCAUCUGUAAAUACCAGCUUGCUGCCCAUCUCUGUCAGCACAAAUAUCCCGCACAUCUCUGUUAGCUCUGAAUCCUCCGACAUUUUAGUUGACAUUAAAAAGUCCAAAUCUGAGCAUCGAGUCCACGCUGAUGUUGCCCUCCAUGUCAUCAACGACUGCAACUCUCCAACAGAGACAAGAGUUAGUUCAGCGUACAUGACAGGAGUUCAUGAUCUCCUUGCGAAUCCUGAUGAACGCUGGAUCAGAGGUGAGGAACAUCUUUCUGGGGACGGUGAAAGUUCAAUUUUUACAGAAGAAAACUCGUAUCGGUCAUCCUACAUCACAACUUCUCUACCUGAGAAUCAAGAAGGAAGCACUGAAUGCUCUACUGACCGCAACAUUCCACAAAGUUCUUUACCUGACGCCCCUGCCACUGAUCUCACAUUAAUAUCUGACACAACUAACUCUCAAAACACUAUUCAUGUUCCUUCCAUCAUGACAACGUUACCUUCUCCUCCCGUGACGCCUGUGUCUACGAACCGUUCGCUGCAGUCACGCCUGUCCAGCAUAGCUAAGCGCCCCAGCAAGUUACUAAGAACUAAGCCUAUUGUUCCCUCGUGGCUGAGUCAUCCGAUGCACUCAGCUGGCUAUUCCCAUAACAACAACCCCCCCACGUCGGCCGACUCUUCUGUUGAUGCCAUCAGCAUCGGGCGGCGAUCGCUCGACAUCAGGGCUGCAAUAAGAGGCAAAUUUCUCGUCAAGGACUCGGGACGGUCGUCGCCGUCUGGGUCACCGGACGAGAACGCGUGCACCCACACCUCGUCCCACUCCAGCCACCGCACCGAAAAGAAGAAGAAGAAAGAUAGCAUCAGCCCGCUUUCAGAUUCAGACCAGGAAAUUUUAUCCCAAGUCCCUCUAGUGGACUUGGACACCGGGAUUCGUACUAAUCUAAACCAAGCCGUCUCCAUGAACUCCAAUCCCGUCAACCCUCUGAGCCUGCAGAUAAUGCGACUCACGGACAGGCCCGGGGAAGGCGACCACUCCGACGACACGAGCAGCAUAGCGAGCAGCGGCCGCGACAGCGACACAGACUCCAUACAGCAGCUCUCACACGCCCUCUCUAAGACCACCGGUCGCAUGAAGAAGCUGCUGGAGAAGCGCGUCACGCCCGCCAUGCGCAAGGCCGCCAAGACCAUCAAAUCGCGCUCCGAUGACAAGGAUGUCUUCGCUGAUGACGCGCCCACGCAGCGCACAGGAACGUACGUCAAGAUCAAAACAGCUCAUGGUCACAAGGGUCCUCACGAGUGGGACGAUCUCAUGUAUGUUCAGGAGAUCACAGGUGAGCACCAGGGGCCCAUCUGGUGCGCCAAAUUCAGUUUGUGCGGACGGCUGCUCGCCACAGCUGGCCAGGAUCAGUUGCUGCGAGUCUGGGUCAUCAAGCAAGCUUAUAGCUUCUUCCUCGACAUCCGCAGCAAAUACAACCCGGACCUCAAGGUGUCACCGACGCCGUCUGAGGAGAGCCUAAGUUCAUCUGGCCUGGAAGGAGGACUUGCAGAUGAUCCCGGCCACCUGGACCCGGCCGACAGCGGCCAUUCGCCUUUCAUGCCGCGCCCCUUUUGUGUCUACCAAGGGCACUCUGCUGACCUCCUCGAUAUUGCAUGGUCAAAGAAUUACUUCUUGCUCACCUCAUCCAUGGACAAGACGGUGCGGCUGUGGCACAUCAGCCGCAAGGAAUGUCUGUGCAUCUUCCAGCACGUCGACUUCGUCACUGCCAUAGCCUUCCAUCCCAAGGACGAUCGGUACUUCAUCUCUGGGUCUCUAGACGGCAAGUUGCGCCUCUGGAGCAUCCCUGAGAAGCGUGUCGUUCUCUGGACCGAGGUCGAGGGAGCCUUUAUAACUGCCGCUAAUUUCUGCCAGAAUGGAGCGUACACUGUAGUAGGGACGUACGACGGACGCUGUCUCUUCUACACGACCAACCAACUCAAAUACAACACGCAGUUCAACGUGCGCUCCGCUCGUGGCAAGAACCCAAGAGGGCGCAAGAUCACGGGCAUUGAGCCUCUACCUGGCGAAAAUAAAAUUCUGGUGACGAGUAACGACAGUCGCAUUCGCCUGUACGGUCUCGACGAGCACAGCGAGCACUGCAAGUACCGCGGCUUCAACAACCCCAGCAGCCAAAUUCGUGCGAGCUUCAGUCACGACGGCAAGUACAUCGUGGCGGGCAGCGAGAAUCCCUGCAUCUACCUCUGGAAAACCCACCACGACUACGGCAAGUUUAAUGCCACCGCCAGACGUGAUCGCAACGCUUACUGGGAGGGUGUCAAGGCACACCAUGCCAUGGUGACGUGCGCCCUCUUCUCACCGCAUCCUGAGCUCGUAUUCAGCUUCAUCGAACUGCAGGAGCAGCGAGCGGCCUGCGAAGCGACGCCGGACUCUGCGAGGACUGACAAGCAGCACAAACACGAUAGCCUCGGCCACAAUAAGGGGUACAUGCUUGUGUCGGCGGACUUCCACGGCUGCAUCCGAGUUUUUCUGAAGAAGGAGAAGCCCAAGCACUCGUCCCUGCCAGCCUCUGCGCUCACCUGACCCGACGCGGCUGCCAGAGAGUUCCACGACAGGCCGACCUCGAGCCCGCUGGUCGUGGCAGGCACUCGUAAUGUCAAUUUAUUACCUGUCCUUCUUGAAAUUUAACGUCCUCACGUACGUUCAAUUUUGCGUAAGCCCAAAGUUAUGUUGAACUUGCUGGGGGUGACAAAAUUGCAUCAUUGUGUUGCUACUGUAGCCCACUGUGGUGUAGCAUAAAAUUUAGCUUUAUGUUCACCCAAAUGUAUUGUCGAUAUCUUUAUAUUUUGGCAGAUUAAUUAGAUGGUGAGUUAUCCUUAACUCUGGUUGAGCAGCACGUUGAUUUCACCUAUACGCGAUUUUAUUCAACAGAUUACCUGGUUUAGUUAGAGGGGUGGUACUAAGUAUAAGCAAUAUUGCUCAUAAUCAAUAAUAAGUGUGAGUGCUAAUGUCUUCAAUAUUAACUUUAGUUCUUGACGGUUCUACUAGUCUUCUCGUAAGUGCCUUAGCCUGCCUCGUAUAUCCGUAUGCUGGCGCUUUGGAUGGACCACUCUAACGAUAAUAGGCUUGUACUGUAGUGAAGAUAACUCCAACGAUAAUAUAAUGAGCUUACGGAUGAAGUAGGUCGUUUUCUAUGUCGCAGAGGCAGAGUUUUGUGUUGAAACGAGUUAUCCAGGAAUAUCGGAUUCGCUUGUUCUAUGUCUUGAAUGUAAAGUUUCACUAAUUGAAUCCAGAAAGAUAUAAUUGCUAGAAACUUUCCUCUUGAAAGCGGUGAUGUUCGUCUCAGAAAGAAGAUUUCAAAUAAAGCACAAAAUUUUUAGCGCUAUUUUUUUAAAAAUGUGUGUACAUAAAUUUUUCUAUUAGUAAUUUGAAAUGCCAUUAAAAGUGAAGGUUUUUACUAGUCAAUACGGCGUAUUUAUUAGCAUAGCAUGAUGUCGUCACAAUAAUUUCCUAAUGUUUUAUUUUCUAGACUCUUGAAAUCUGUUUCUCGCUUAUCUCGUUUAUCAUAUAUUUAUGUGGCAAUAGAUAAACACUCAUAAGGGUUUGCAAAUCAGACUAUUCUAAGAAAAUUUAAUAAUAGAUGUAUUGAAUCGUGAACUUGUUAUAGAAUGAGGAGAAUUCAGCUGCGUGAAUGAUGAAUUUCAUUAUCCUGCUUGCAUUCGACCAAGCUGCAUUUGUUGGAUACGUGCUGAGGUUUCUUGAUACGAGAAAUAAUUACUGACAAAUUAAGUUAUUGCUGAUGUAUUUUAUGUGAAGGUGAUUAGUUUUUACGUCAAUUUACAGCACACACGGGAGCUCUUCUUUGUAUUACGAGACGUGCGAGUGUGAAUUACCUUCAUAUUAUAUUCUGUUGGUCACAAUUAAGUUCUGACGUUAUCUCACUGUUGCUUUAGAACUACUAUGCGAUGGUCCGUGAAAGCUUUAGUUAAGCUGCAUUUUGUUCUAUUUUUCUUAUUUACUUUUCCAGUCUGUUUUUGGCUUACGAAUAUGGCAAAAAAAUCCUUGAUUAUGAUCCUAAAAGCAUUUUUCUGUGAACGAUAUAUUUUUUCACCACGAUGUCGAGUACUCUAAUUAUAGUUUAUAUCAUAAUCUUUCUUAUUAAUUCGCAAAAAAUAUUGGGCUUUGCGUCGUGUCCUCAUUAAGUUCUUAUAGUAAAUUUUUGUCAAUUUACAUCUUAUUCAGGAUAAGUUGAAAAAAAAAUUUGGGAUACCCUUCCUGUAUUUUCAAGACUAGCCCCGCUGCUUCUUGAACUUUUUCACGUUUAUUCCUGCUGCAGCUUAUAAGUUUCUUCACGACCAUCGUUGCUGCUGGUUUUAAAUUUUUAUAGACUGCACUUUCUGCUGAUGGCCUAAAUAGAUCUCUACGACUCUCCUUGCUGCUGUUCAUAUGUUCCGCUCCAAUCUCUGCACACUGUUGCCUCGAGUCUUGCUCCUGUUUUUGACGAAUGGAAAGUUCUGGUUCUUCCUAAAAUUAAAAUUUCGUAGCUUUUACCAGUUUCAGUUAUUUUGGAGAUGUGCUCGUUCGUCGUUUUCUUGUAUUGAUUCCAUAUUUUCAUGUCGUAUUUGUGUGCGAAAUGCAUCUCUUCCGGGACGCCAGUUGCCCCUCAAAAACUUCUGUUAGCCGUGAGUAAUUUCACCGCGUAUUUACCAAUCGCCUGAAUGCCAGAGAAUCUGCUUGAUCAAAUUUCUCCUUGCUUUAAAUAAUUUACGUGGACGUUGUUAUUGUUUGAAAAAACUAAUUUCCUUUCAUUUGCUUCUGAUUAAAAAUCAAGUCCUCUCAGGAAAACCCUUGUUUCUUUCUCGUAUCAGAUGUUGAUCGUUUGCUUUCGUCAUUCCAUUUAGUAAUGAAAAGCCUGCGACUCUGGUGACACUCCCGCAAUAGUAAAAUGUAUUUAACACGGACAAAAGCUUUUGUUUUGUUUUUAACGCGCAACAUCACGUUCAUUGGUUGAACUAAAUUCCUCAUAUACUUUUGGAAAUUUGAACUCUCGACUUGAGUGAGUCUUCCGUAGUUCGCAGUUUUCGUCAAUUUUUUUACGACAAUUAAGUAAGGCAAGACCUUAUUUUGGGUGCAUAUAUUUUUCCAUGUUAUAAACCUAAAAGUUCAACCUAAUAUUUUUCAAAUCUACAUGACGGUGUCUGUAAUUAACUUCGUUUUACCUCGUGUCAAACAUUGAAUAAAUUUGAGGUUCGUAG
Hyalella azteca is the source of this 7116-nucleotide messenger RNA. Its product is annotated as WD repeat-containing protein 44. The record is from RefSeq and is a predicted model, not a curated record. Bases 203 to 4444 code for a protein of 1413 amino acids. Lineage: Eukaryota; Metazoa; Arthropoda; Malacostraca; Amphipoda; Hyalellidae. Gene Ontology annotation, molecular function: protein binding. The transcript has 23 exons.